AUGGCUUAUAUCGAUCUCGAGCCAUUUAUCUACGUCGAAUCGGCGGCAAUCGAGCCCGAAAAUAACGACGAUGGGUGCCCCAGCACCGAUGCUCCCGUUGGGCGCGGGUGCUUGCACAGUUCGAGACCACUUGUGGAGACCGGUCUCUCUUCUAGUGUAACGAAGCCAUCAAGUGCUAGAGCGGCGGUCCAGCGCUACCAUAGCUGUGACUCGGGAACCGGAACUCUCAGAUGGGAUCACCUAUAUUAUGGGAACGGGACGGAUAUGCAUUGUUCGGCUGUAGGCCUAAGGCUUGAAGCCCUCCCGUUAUACCUUUCGUUCUGUAAAUCCCACCUCCCUGUCUUAUCCAUUAUGCCUCUCGAAUUCUGUCGCCGCAGGCACACAACGCAUCACAACGAAGCAGCGAACGUUGACGCCAUGCCGCCACAUCCCGUGCUCAGUCCUACGCCUGCUAGCCCAACGAUAUCUGAACUUGCGCUGGACCCAAAGUCAUUCCAAAGGAUGAUCUCGCCGACUUUUUCGUCAGACUCGGCCCAGUCGUCUGCAAAGUCUUUGACAGAUCUCGUCCUCGACAACGAUAUCUAUGAUGCCAUAUUGGCAUCGAGCAUGAAACAUGCUAAGCUUUCCAUAGAGUCUAAUAAUUUAAUGCCUCCUCCUUCGAGCGCAUUGUUGGCGCCGCCGAAUACUCCUGCUGUUGCGGAGGAAAGGAAGAAUUGA
Messenger RNA from Guyanagaster necrorhizus, 717 nucleotides. RefSeq lists its product as uncharacterized. NCBI's taxonomy places the organism in Eukaryota, Fungi, Basidiomycota, Agaricomycetes, Agaricales, Physalacriaceae. The record is from RefSeq and is a predicted model, not a curated record. The transcript is spliced from 4 exons. Bases 1 to 717 code for a protein of 238 amino acids.